Molecule: messenger RNA, 2458 nt
Organism: Mugil cephalus (flathead mullet)
Lineage: Eukaryota; Metazoa; Chordata; Actinopteri; Mugiliformes; Mugilidae
Gene: znf750
Product: zinc finger protein 750
Exons: 3
Coding region: 258-2105 (615 amino acids)
Biological process (GO): positive regulation of transcription by RNA polymerase II; epidermis development
Cellular component (GO): nucleus
Molecular function (GO): RNA polymerase II cis-regulatory region sequence-specific DNA binding; promoter-specific chromatin binding; DNA-binding transcription activator activity, RNA polymerase II-specific
Source: RefSeq, a predicted model, not a curated record
GUUUGGGCUGAAGCCCCACCCACUAGUGAGACAACACCUCAUAGAGAGAAACUCACCACGCAACAAAUAUCAUACACGUUCACCAUCAGACAACAUUCACAAACGCACUCUUAACUCUCAGCACAUACUGCAUUGAAGCUGGCGUCCAGAACAGACGCUGUCGCUGGCUGAAUCGUGGAGCAGUUUUCUACAGGCCAGAAACUCAAGAGAAGGCGCACUUGUUUCAUCUAGCGCAGAAAGAGCGCAUUACAAUCAAGAUGGAAACUGCUCAGGAGCGCAAGCCAAAAAGACCCCAUUACAUUCCCCGACCACCAGGCAAGCCCUUCAAGUACCAGUGUUUCCAGUGUCCUUUCACUUGCAACGAAAAAUCCCAUCUCUUCAACCACAUGAAAUACAACUUGUGCAAAAAUUCCAUCUCCCUGAUGUCACAGAAAAAUGGGCAAACGCCCCGACAGAUGAAAGCAGUAGCAAAAGGGGUCCCUGUCAAGUCUAAGGACUGUACAGACUUCCUCCCACCAGCUCAGAAUGACAGUCCGGACAAACAGAAAGGUGAGGAGAACACAGCCGAGAGCAGAGAUGACACAGAUGAAGUAGAUGUUGGGUGUGACAGUCCACGCAAUAAAGACAGUCACAGCGUGACGAAAUCAAACACAGUUGCGGAGAGUGAGAACAGAGAGAGCAAUGAGACCAAGGAUCUGCCGCGCCCGUCUGCUUUCUCCCCUGUCACACCCAACCGUGAUGGAGCAGAAGCCUUCAAGACGUCUGUGCAGCAGACAGAGGAUUCACAAGCUCCUGUUCCCGCUUUCAACCACCCAGGCUUCCCAUGGUCUAGGAGUACGCUUUCGUCAUCCAUUCCCUUAAAACCAUUUCCUCCUCUCGUGGUCCCAGAAUAUCCUCCUUAUCUGUUGCCUGACCGAGCUUUGUAUCAGCCAUACUACGUCCCUGGCAAUCACCAUGUGAAUGAGCCCAAUUCUCCAUCUUUCCAGCCAGAGUUUCUGGAUUCCCAGAGGUCUAUUGUACAACAACCCAUCGGUCCAUCUCACACUUCACCAUUUGCUCCUUACUCAUACAGAUAUUGCCAUUCUCUUCACCCAGGGCCUGGUCUGCAUUACACCCUCUAUAGGCCCCAUGAGUUUGCCAUGCCGAUUGCAGGACCCAGAUAUAAUCCUUUGGAUUUGUAUGGCCCAAAUCUCAGCCCUAAGGAUUAUGACUUAUACAUGCAUCCACGUCUCAGUCAAAACCACCCAAAUUCUUCCAUGCAAGAGGACAGCCACAGUGGGCAAAAUGGAGAGAAGGCCACAAGGCUGAGCCCUAAAGAGGGCUGCUCAGCUUUGGGGUCUCCUGACAGACCCAGUCAAGCACACAUUAUCCAGAGAGCCACAGAGGCCUCGCAGCACAACAACAUGGCUGUGUCACAGGCCGCUCCCCAAACAGGGCACACAACUACAACUGAGAAAGCGGUCAAAAAUGACUUAAGAUACGAAGAGUCUGCAGAAAUCUUGCUACAGUUGGGAACUCAGCCUGCUGACAGAGGAGCAAACGAGAGUAGUGAACAUUCGUCCACGUCUGAUUUUGAGUCAUACUCCAAAACUAAAUCAGAACAAGAUAACAUGGAUGGCACAGACAAUCUGGCACCCCUUAACCUCUCCACAAGGGACCAAGACAACGAAAAAAGAGACUACACAGACCACAGACUGAGGUGCUCAGGCACUAUGAAAUUAAAGGACAAUGAGUUGCCUCUGAACCUCAGUGUUCGAGCUUCUCACAUCAGUCCCAUACACAGCUCUGUUGGGAGCACUACAGAAGAUCCUGACAACGAGCUGGGUGAAGAACCUUGUGAUCAGAGGCAGACUGCAGCUCUGGCACUUUGCCAGCUAUCUAUUGCAAGCUCUGCAGCUCCUUCAUGCGACUUCAGUGCUGCAGACGAGCCCUCAAAAGAUUACGCAGACUCUGGCUCUCCUAAGAAUACUAAGCAAACUUCCAGGGUCAAGGUAACAGGUAUAAAGAGAGGCAAGAGUGGCCAGGAUGCAAAUAAAUGCCAUAGACCAAACAAAAGAGUAAAAACACCUGGGAGGGCUCUCAGGAGGAGGCCUCGUUGUUGCUGAUACCUACAUUUUGACUGCUGUAAUAUUUGAUGAUAUGGACUGAUUUCCUUUAAUAUUCACCACUUCAAGUAUCAACAUGAAAAUACUUUUGACUGUGGUGAUUAAGCUCUUAAAGAUUUAUUACUCUAGCAGUGGAAAAAAUGUUAACAGCACUGCCACAAGGUUAUAUGUAACAUGUGAAAUGCAAAUGCCGAUAGGUGAUUUUAUGUAUUGUUCUCAGACUUUUUUUUUAAAAAAAAAAAAGAAACUUGGACACAUUUCUAAUGUAUAAAGUGGGUAAUGGAAAAUAUCAUAGUGUUGUGUAAAUAUAACAAAUGUUAAAUAAAGACAUAACAAAAAGUCCAUUCUAACUA